Messenger RNA from Rotaria sordida, 1287 nucleotides. NCBI's taxonomy places the organism in Eukaryota, Metazoa, Rotifera, Eurotatoria, Philodinida, Philodinidae. The record is from the annotation of a GenBank genome assembly.
AUGGGUUUUCUUAUGCGAGAUGUUGAUCGACAAAUUGAACAAGUAUAUUCAAUAUCAAAUAAUGAACAAUCACUAAUUCUAUAUCGAGGUCAAGGUAUGUCGAAUGUUGAUUUCGAAAAACUCAAAAAUAGCAAUGGUGGUCUAUUAUCUUUCAACAAUUUUUUGUCAACAAGCACCAAUCGUCAAGUGUCAUUGAGGUUUGCUCUCAAAGCUCGAAACAAUCCUGAUCUCAAUCCUGUUCUCUUUCAAAUAAAAAUCGAUCCAUCUAUUGAAUCAGUUCCAUUUGCUGCUUUGGACAGUAUCAGCUAUUAUAAAUUGAGCGAAAAAGAAAUUCUCUUCUCGAUGCAUACCGUCUUUCGCAUCGGUGAAAUCAAACCAAUUGAAAAUAAUUUAUGGCAAGUCGAAUUAAAAUUGACGAAUGAAGAUGAUCCACAAUUGAAAAUUCUUACCGAUUACUUGCGACAAGAGAUUCGAGGAGAAAAGGGAUGGAAUCGAUUGGCUCAAUUAUUGGAAAAAAUGGGUCAACUCGAUAAGGCUGAAGAAAUCUACAAAAAUUUGCUUAGUACAACAUCAGAAGAUGAUUUGCCAAGAUUAGGUUCUCUAAAUGGACAUCUGGGACAUAUUAACGAACUGAAAGGCAAUUUAUCAAGUGCACUUUCAUUUUUCAAGAAGUCACUUGCAAUCGUAGAAAAAAUCUGUCCUCGUAAUCUUCGAGACCUUGCUAUCAACUACAGUAAUAUUGGAGGAAUAUAUCGAGCAAUGGAUGAUGCUUCAAAUGCAUUUUUGUUUUAUAAAAAAGCACGAAGAAUUUUUGAAAGCAUUCCAUCUUCUGAUCGACUAUCACUGGCUGCUAUCUAUAACAACUUCGGUGGAUUAUAUCAACAGACAAGAGAUUAUUCUCUUGCACUUUUAUUUUUUCAGAAAGCACUUCAAAUCGAAGAAGAAUCUCUUCCUUCCAAUCAUUCAUCAUUGGCCACCACCUACAAUAAUAUAGGUCUCGCAUAUAAAUAUAUGGGUGACAACAAAAAUGCCCUAUUAUUUUAUCAAAAAGCACUUGAAAUUCGAGAAAAAUAUUUACCUCCCGAUCAUCAAGAUAUAGGCAUGAUUUAUAAUAAUAUUGCUGGUGUGUAUUUUUCAAUGAGAGAUUAUUCUCGCACACUCUCAUUUCUUCAAAAAGCACGUCCAAUACUUGAAGCAUCACUCCCUGCCAAUCAUCCAUAUUUAAUCGGUAUCAAUAAACACAUCACCCUAACAUAUCUAUUGCUCGGAGACCAUUCAAACGCAUAA